Molecule: messenger RNA, 3818 nt
Organism: Sitodiplosis mosellana (orange wheat blossom midge)
Lineage: Eukaryota; Metazoa; Arthropoda; Insecta; Diptera; Cecidomyiidae
Gene: scat
Product: vacuolar protein sorting-associated protein 54
Exons: 3
Coding region: 684-3590 (968 amino acids)
Biological process (GO): Golgi to vacuole transport; retrograde transport, endosome to Golgi
Cellular component (GO): GARP complex
Molecular function (GO): syntaxin binding
Source: RefSeq, a predicted model, not a curated record
GAUUGUUCCUAACUUUCAGCUGAAACGCGAAUGCCUCAGUCACAUUCACUAUUCACACCGUAUCAUUCCAGUAUCGGUGACAAACGCUCCAACGUAAAUAGAUAUAUGUACGUGAAUUCACGGGAAUGAUGAGUUUGACGUUUCGCCUUUUUACACACCGAGAUUUUGAUGUGUAUUUAUCGCAAUACGAGCGACACAUGACAUGACAUGACAUAUUAUCUCACACAUUCGUUCAGACCUUGUACAAGUAAACUUCGACGACAAAAAAAGCUGAACACAUUUAAAGAUUGAUCAUUAUCACAAUCGGGGCUCAUCGGUCAAAUGACCAAAAAUAAAGAACGAAACUGUGUGAAUCAAUAGCCCAAACAAGUUGAGUGAGUAAUUAAUGUGUGUGUACAAAGUUCGGAAAGUGUAACAGAUCUGUAUGAAAGCCGUAGAGUGCGUCAAAAAAUUGGGUGUAGCGCUAAACGUUUUACAAAAAAAAAAUAAUUGAAUUACAAGAACAGGUGAUAAUUGGUGUCAAAACGAAAUAUAAUCAAAAACGUUUGAUGCAGCGCGCAAUGUGUGUUCAUUUCAAUUGGAAACGAUAAAAACAGGCGAUAGGCAUUGACAAUAUAAAUACACGUAUUUGAGUGUGAAUAAUGAAACAUCAUUGAAUUGGAUUCCGUACGCGACAUUGGCAAAUGGCAAAAGUAUUUACAACGGUCGACAAACAGCAAACGUGGCAAACAUGUAAUUUUUGUUCAUUGCAAAUAUUUAAGACCUCUUCCGAGUUUUUAAGGCAUUUACGUGAUCGGCAUUGUACACGUGAAGGUGGUUCGUACGUGUGUCGCUACGGUUAUAAAGGAGUGUGCCAUUCGCUGCCGGUGGAUGGGGUUAGCGAUCGGGAUUAUGAGGCGCAUGUUUUGAAAUUCCAUAUGAAUGACGCCAAGAGAGACGAGCCCGAAGAAUGGUCCGUUUUUAUGGCGGCACAGAACUUACCAGCUGUUCUGAACGAUCCAAGCCGCGGCAAACAAUCCAACAUUUUCACCAAAAAAUGGGGCGAUAGUUUUGUGGAAAAAGUGCACAUCAGCCCAACACAUCUGCUGCCCGACAUCACAUACGAUCAUUUGAAUGAUUACAUCAAACAGAUUGGAAAACGGUAUCGACGUCAUUUACGACUCAACCAGAACAUACAGUCACAAGAGUUCGCGGCGCAAUUUUCAGCGACAAAAAAUAAAACACCACGUCCAUCGACCUCAUCGACCAUCCCUGAUCUGAAUGAAAUCAAUGAGCUCAGCAGCAGCGGCGGUGGCGAUAGCAAUAAUCGGAUUUCAUCUAGUCAUGCCAAUAGAAAACUUACAUAUGAAAUCAAUGACGCCAGCCUAGAAGACAUUCCACAAGUAUUUACCAAACCAAACUUAGAUUUCACGAAUUUAGACACAUUCGAAGCCGUCUUUCCCGGCGUUUGUGAUGAUGAUAACAAAAAAUCAGGCCGCUUAUUGCAGGAAAAACUCAGUCACUACUUGGAUAUUGUCGAAGUGUUGAUUGCAAAACAGGUUUCUGAAAAGUCAUCGGCCUUUUUUCAUGCGAUGACUUCACAAGAUGCGAUUAUGGAGAAUAUGAAUGAUGCCACAGCGAAUGUGGUCAAACUACGCGAGAAAAUGAAAUUGCUCGAUGAAAAAUUAGUAAAAAAUGCUGUGAAUAUUGUAACACUAGAUCGAAAACGAAAUCACUACGGUUUUAUCUAUGAUAAACUGAAGCUAAUGCAAACGGUGCAUCAAACGCAACCAAUGAUACAGCUACUGCUCGGAACACAGGAUUAUGUGGCAGCUUUGGAUUUAAUUUCAACGACACAGGAAAUUGUCGCUCAAGAACUAAUUGGCAUCCAUUGUUUUAAGCAUUUGCCAUCGCAGCUCACCGAAAUGGAGCGACUAAUUGAUAAAAUGUUAGCGACUGAUUUUGAAAAGUAUUCAACCAUGGAUCUGAGUAGACCAAUCAAUGGCAAUGAUGAUGACGAUGAAGAUCGAGUGUAUGAUGAGGAUAAGCUAAUUUGUAUAGUGUCUGGCCUAUUGCGACAGAAAAACUUUUCAUUCAUCGAAACGUACCGUGAUGAAGCGAUCGUAGCGAUACGAGCGCUCAUAAAGCAAUUAGUAAUCGAAGUGAUUUCGACCAGUGACGAUGAACGAUGUUUGACCGGUGCUGGUGAAGUGGCACAAUGCCUAACAAUUGGUGAAUGGAUUUUGUUACUCAAGAAAGCAACGGCAUUAUUACUGGGUUUGCUGAGACGAAUAAAGCGCGUAUUGGAUGUUAUGCAUCAGGUGUCCGAGGCGAGUGCCGGCAAGAGUGUGAUCAACCGUGAUAUCGACGAAACAUUCGACUCGGAAACGUUCCUCAGCGAAAGUGAUCACAAAAAGGUCGAAGAGAAACUGAAAGAUGUGAUGCAUUCCAUUUGUAAUUACUGCUCCGAACGAUGUGCAAAUCUGAUAUCAAGCCAAAGUCUCGAGAAGCAUGUGGCUAGUGCCGAGGAGAUUCAAAGUCUAUCAGAAAUCAUUCGAACAUUCAGCGCUGGCUGUGAGGAACUGUCCGGCACACAACGAAUACCACUUACGGCAGCACUUCAAGCUCAAGCCACGAAGUUUGGGAAUAAAUUUCACACAGAGCGCAAAUCAAAAUUGUCGCUGCUGCUUGAUAAUGAGCGAUGGAAACAAGUCGAAGUGCCUGCCGAGUAUCAAUUCAUGAUUGACCGAAUUGCUGACGGUGAUUUUUCAUGGACCAAAAAUGAAAUCAAUUCCCAGAAACAAGCUAAACCGGCGUCAGUACUUUAUGUCGAUACGGAACCGUUUAUGUUAGUCAAUUCAGCGCUGAUUUUGGUGCAAAUUAUCUCGGAGUAUUGCCAGUGUGCCACAAGUUUACCAAUGAUUUCGAAUCAAUUGUCGCGUCACCUGAUCGAUUUGUUGCGAACGUUCAAUUCGAAGUGUUGCCAGUUGGUUUUGGGUGCGGGAGCUCUUCGCGUUGCAGGCUUAACGACUAUAACGACUGGGAACUUGGCUCUCUCUUCACGUUCUCUCCGGCUGGUGAUUUGGUUCAUACCACGGAUCAAAGGACAUUUUCAACAGUUGGAACACAAAAAUGCCACAAACUCCAAUGAAUCUAAUGGUACUAACAACGUGACAACCAACAACUUUAUAAACACCGGCUACGACACGGUCGAAAAGGACUUUUUAAGUCACAUCAAAGAAAUCGAAACAAAAGUUCUAACCAUCGUAACGACACUGGUGCACAAUUUGCUAAAUACUUGGGACGCACGUCCACCGGUUCCAUCACAAUCAUUCCGAAAUAUUUCAAGACAUUUUAUCAAACUGCAUGAGGCGCUAUCGCCAAUUUUGACCGAGCAGCAAAUCCAUCAAAUGUAUCGCGUGGUGCAUAAAAGUUUCAAAGACAAACUUAGAGAAUUGCUGGUUAAGUACAAUAUUGUGAAUAAUGGUGGGCCACAACACGGGAUGGUCACAUCAGAACUGACUUUUUACAUGGAAACACUACGUACUUUAAAAGCAAUGCCACCCGAUGAACUGGAAGAUGACACACUAAAUGAUAUUUGGGUGAAAUGAAAUUGGGGAGAAAAGGGAAAUGAAAAAUGCCAAUUUGUUAUUUUUGCUGUUGAACGCUAAUCUGAAAAUGAAAUCGACGACGAAAAUUGUUUUAUUUGUAAUAAUUGUAUUAUUGUUUCAACUUCUUUUCUUUUUGUCGAAAAAAUAAAACAAAUCCAAUUGUCAAUAUAGAUAUAUAGAUUUAACGGUAAAAGAAUGUUUAAAUAAAAUAAUUGAUUUGAAAAUAAA